This is a messenger RNA of Eupeodes corollae, 538 nucleotides long. Its product is annotated as cuticle protein 38-like. The transcript has 2 exons. The record is from RefSeq and is a predicted model, not a curated record. Bases 127 to 462 code for a protein of 111 amino acids. NCBI's taxonomy places the organism in Eukaryota, Metazoa, Arthropoda, Insecta, Diptera, Syrphidae.
CUUUUUGAAUAUUGAGUAGUUUCGAUAUCGUUAAAUGGUAUAUAAACACCAGUCAAUAACGGUAACAGUAUCAAAGUUAAGUUUUCAUUCAAUCGAAGUAAACCAAACCAACCAAAACCUCUCAAAAUGUUCAAAUUCGCUGCUAUCUGCUUCUUUGCUGUUGUUGCCAUCGCUGCUGCUAAACCAGGAGUUAUUGCUCCAUUCGCUUACUCCGCACCAGUUGUAGCUGCUCCAGCUGCAUAUGCUUCAUAUGUUGCACCUUACGCAUCAAGCUACAAUGCUCAUUCCAUCGCUCACUCUGCUGCCUACCCAGCUGCCUAUGCUGCUGCCGCUCCAUUGGUUGCUGCUCCAGCUGCAUACGCUGCCGCUCCAGCAUUCGCACCAGCUGCUUAUGCCGCUGCACCAGCUUUUGCUCCAGCUGCUUACGCCGCCGCUGCACCAGCUUCUUUCCUAUUGAAGUAAGGUGGCAAGAAUUUGGACUGAUUUUGAGAAUACCAAUUUGAUCAACUGAAUUACAAUAAAACAAAAAAUCAAACAU